AUGCAUGAUGUUUGCAAUUACGACGCAUAUUUCGUUCAGAAGUACGAUGCUAUUGGGAUUUUGGGUCUUUUUCCGGAGCAAAAACCUACAGCUUCUUUAUGGAUGCUGGCAUUUGGCACAUCUGCAGACCAUGUGGAUGGGAUUUCUAGGAUGGAGAAAUCCAAUAUCCAAGAAAGUUUGGUCAGAUUCUGUGAUGCAAUCGAAACUAUCUACACGAAGGAUUACCUCCGCAAACCUACGCCUAGGGACCUCAAAAGGCUUCUACAAAAAGCCAAGGCUCGAGGUUUCCCAUACAUGACUGGAAGCAUCGACUACAUACACUGGCAGUGGAAGAAAUGCCCAACCGCCUGGCAAGGAGAUUAUGGGUAUAGGAAUGGCCAAAAAAGUAUCAUUCUAGAAGCGGUUGCAUCAUUCGAUACAUGGGUUUGGCAUGCCUUUUUCGGAGUUGUGGGAUCUCAAAACGACCUUAACAUGCUCGGUCAAUCCUUGGUGUUUAAUGAUUUGUUGAGAGGUCAAUCUCCUCAUAUCACGUAUAAAAUCAACAAUACUAUCUACUCGGGUGGAUACUACCUAGGAGACGAAAUUUACCCAAGGUGGACAACAUUCGUCAAAACAAUUCCGCAUCCCCAAUUAGAGAAUGAAAAAUACUUUGAUGCCUAUCAAGAGGGUUAUAGGAAAAAUGUGGAAAGAUGUUUUAGUAUCCUCCAAGAUCAGUGGGCAAUCAUUAGGGGGGCUGCUCGUAUGUUUGAUGAAGAG
Prunus avium (sweet cherry) is the source of this 756-nucleotide messenger RNA. The record is from RefSeq and is a predicted model, not a curated record. NCBI's taxonomy places the organism in Eukaryota, Viridiplantae, Streptophyta, Magnoliopsida, Rosales, Rosaceae.